Colletotrichum graminicola M1.001 is the source of this 507-nucleotide messenger RNA. RefSeq names its product ctr copper transporter. Gene Ontology annotation, cellular component: membrane. The transcript has 2 exons. Gene Ontology annotation, biological process: copper ion transmembrane transport. Gene Ontology annotation, molecular function: copper ion transmembrane transporter activity. The record is from RefSeq and is a predicted model, not a curated record. NCBI's taxonomy places the organism in Eukaryota, Fungi, Ascomycota, Sordariomycetes, Glomerellales, Glomerellaceae. Bases 1 to 507 code for a protein of 168 amino acids.
AUGUUGUGGAACUGGUACACUAUUGAUGCUUGUUUCCUCUCCAAUUCAUGGCAGAUCAAGAACGCUGGCAUGUUCGCCGCCAGCUGCAUCGGCGUCAGCCUUCUUACCGUUCUCCUUGAGGUCUCCCGCCGCCUAGGCAAAGAAUACGACUCUCUGAUCCAGCGCCAGUUUCAGGCUCGCGCCGCCGAACUCCAGGCUCGCAUACCCAAGGAAACCAACUGCUGCGAACCCCCCGCCGUCGUGGCGCCGCAGACUCUCGUCUUCCGUGCUUCGCCCUUGCAGCAGCUCAUCCGAUCCUUGCUUCACGCCGCUACUUUUGGCCUCGCCUACAUUGUCAUGCUGCUGGCCAUGUACUAUAAUGGAUACCUCAUCAUCUCCAUCAUCAUUGGCGCUGGCCUCGGCAAGUUCUUAUGCGACUGGCUCGUAGUCCGUGUCGUCUUGGACGCUGCGACGCCAUCAAACUCCAAUGCUGCCGGCAUCGAGGAACCGAGUGUUUGCUGCGGCUGA